Messenger RNA from Adelges cooleyi (spruce gall adelgid), 2580 nucleotides. RefSeq names its product paired box protein Pax-6-like. Gene Ontology annotation, biological process: regulation of transcription by RNA polymerase II; anatomical structure development. The transcript has 11 exons. Gene Ontology annotation, molecular function: DNA-binding transcription factor activity, RNA polymerase II-specific; RNA polymerase II cis-regulatory region sequence-specific DNA binding. The record is from RefSeq and is a predicted model, not a curated record. The coding region runs from base 657 to 2507 and encodes 616 amino acids. Lineage: Eukaryota; Metazoa; Arthropoda; Insecta; Hemiptera; Adelgidae.
CCAGACGUACGCAGUCGUGUGGAUUGAACCGUACACGCAGUCCGGCUCGGUUGAUCGCCUCUCUCACCAACUCCGGCAGGCACACGAUCAUCAUCGUCGCAUAACACAAUAUAUAUGAUAUUAUACCUAACCGUGUGUGCGAGUGUGUGAAUGCGUGUAAUAAUAUAUUAUAUUAACACCGUUUGUGCGAGGUCGAAUUUCCAAAAGAAUUGUUUAAAAAAUCUCAAUUAUCAACCGCGGGUCUAAUCGUUUUUACCGCGCUUAAACUCUGCGAUUGUACGGGUUCGUUUUAAAAAUAUCGCCGUCGUCGGACCGAUAAAAUAUAUUUAUAACAAUAAUUUAAUAAAAUAUAAUAAAACCAUAUUACAUUAUUAUAUAUAUAAGUACAUGGACGGAGUACAUUGUCGUCGGCGGUAUUAACGCGGUAAUAUUGUUUUAUGUACGGCGGCGGCUCGUUACGGUAUCCGGACUUGUAACCGGUCGCGGUAACGCGAUAACGACGCAGCGAACGCGCUCGAGGGUCGACGCAUCAAUCCGUCGGACCGUUUAAUAUUGGUCAAGUGUAGGCGCAGUACUCGUCGAGAUUCCCUCGAGUAGCUUUCUUCUCCCUUGUUUUUUUUUCUUCUUCACUUUUUCACCCGUUACAUCCGCCGUUUAUGCCAGUUCGGUAUUGUUCGCCAUUUCGGCAUCACAUGAACGUCCACGACGCCAAUCAAAAUGUGUUGGGUCUUUACGGAGAAGGGACGUGGGGGUCCGUCAAGACGUUGCUUGGAGCUGGUGUGGGGGGGCUCGGGCCUUUCCCUUGCAGAGAGAACGAGCCGUUCUGGAAAAUGCCACAUAAAGAUGACUCGGACCACUGUAACAUGACGGCGGCGGCCGCUGCGAUGGUGCAGAGCUCGGCUGCUCUGUUCGGUUGUUCGGCGGCCGGUCACAGCGGUAUCAACCAGUUGGGAGGCGUUUACGUCAACGGCAGACCAUUACCGGACUCGACCAGACAAAGAAUUGUCGAACUUGCGCACUCGGGUGCCCGGCCGUGUGACAUAUCUCGCAUACUGCAAGUCUCCAACGGAUGUGUGUCGAAAAUCCUAGGCCGGUAUUAUGAAACCGGUUCGAUCAAACCGCGUGCCAUUGGCGGCUCAAAGCCUCGGGUGGCCACCAAUGGCGUAGUGAACAAGAUUGCCGACUACAAGCGUGAAUGUCCGUCCAUCUUCGCGUGGGAGAUCAGGGACCGGUUGCUGUCCGAAGGGGUGUGCAGCAACGAUAACAUACCAAGCGUGUCGUCCAUCAACCGGGUGUUGAGAAACUUGGCGGCGCAAAAGGAACACCAGGCCACGUCGGCACACCAGUCCGGCAUCGGCGGCGGUGCCAGCGGUGCCGGCGGCACGGCCGAAUCGGUUUACGACAAAUUGCGCAUGUUCAACGGCCAGACCGGAUGGCCGUGGUACGCGGCACCGCCUCCGCCCGGUCACGGCGCGCACGGCGGCGCGCCGUCGCCGCAUCAUCCAGCUUUAGUCGGGUCCACCGGUCACCAUCCCGGUAACCCGUCCGGCACGACGGCGGCCGCGUCUCUGGCCGCCACCGCGGCGUCCCUCACCGUGUCCCGGGAUGACAUUCAGCGGAGAGCUGCUGAACUGGCGCCUGAAAGUACGUCAGACGGCAAUUCCGAGCACAACUCUUCGGCGGAUGACGAUUCGCAAUUAAGACUUAGACUGAAAAGAAAAUUACAAAGAAACAGAACGAGUUUCACCAACGAUCAAAUAGACAGUUUAGAAAAAGAAUUCGAGAGAACACAUUAUCCCGACGUUUUUGCCAGAGAGAGGCUGGCCGACAAUAUAUCUCUACCGGAAGCUAGAAUACAGGUUUGGUUUAGCAACAGGCGAGCGAAAUGGAGGCGCGAGGAAAAGCUAAGGAAUCAGCGCAGGGGAGGCAGCUUAGACCAGCAAAAUGGCGGCACACCGGCCGCACUGUCUUCGUCGUCCGCCUCGGUCAGUCCACCGGCUGUGUCGUCCUCCAAUCCUGUCGGAGGAGGUGUUGGUGGAGGUGGUAGUGGAGGUCCGGUUGCGGCACCUGGAGGUCAUAAUAACCGGCUGUCGUCCAUUCAGGCCGCCGGUUUCAAUCACAUGUAUCAAUCCAUUUCUCAGCCGAUAGCCACUAUGCCUACCGAUAACUACGGUUCCAUGUCCAGCAUGGUGACGAGCGGACACCACCAUCACCAUCACCAUCAUCACCCGGCCAGCUCUUACCCGUACAUGUUCCAUCACCCUCCACCGGAUUCGCUGUACAACCAUCCAGUGUCUUCGACUCCUAGGGUACCGUGUCAGCCGGCACCCGCUCAUUCUGUCAACGCCAACACGCACCCCGCGGCUUACCCAACGUCCACACAUCACGCGUCCAACACAUCCCCUGGAGCUACAGGCACAGGAGUCAUUUCUGCCGGAGUAUCAGUGCCGGUGCAAAUACCGUUGAGCCAAGCACCGGAGCACACUUAUUGGUCUAGAUUGCAGUAAAUCCGGAAGUGACGACCAUGGCAUAGGUGAGCCACCGUUAAUAGCAUAGUGCGUGCACAAUUUUAUUUUCUAU